UGGAAAAAAAAUAAUACAAAAUCUCUUAUCAAGUGUUAAUUAGUGUAUAUGAGUUUAAACCAUAUUCAAAUAAUAUAAAAUUAAUGAAAAUUAUUUCACUAAAAAUUUAAAAAUAGUUUUCAUUUUAAAUUUAACGGCUAUUGUAUAAGAAUUUUCUCCGGUUUAUUGUGCAUGCAUAUGCAUGCAUUUCAUGCUUUCAAAAACACACAUAAAUCCGUUGCAUUUAUACACAUGUACAUUAAUUAAAUCAACAGUAACAAAAGCAACUCAUACUAGAGCAGCCCUAAACAAAAGAGAAAACCUUUUUACAUUCAAUUUACCAACUCAUGCAAUAUGUGUGAUUCCGAGCAACAACAUCAGCGAAAUCAACAACAGCAACAACACCAUCAGCCAUCUGCUGUUAAACCGGAACCUUUAACCGUUGCACUUCAUACUACAACACAAUGGCAAGAACAGCAGCAGCAGCAGGAGCAGCAACAACAAGUCCAACAAACGUUGCCAGAAGAUAGCCCAUUAGGGCCUACCAAACUGGCACAUCAAUUUUGGUUUUCAUAUCCGCCACCUGGCGCUGGCGGCGGUUCGUCAAACAGCAAAACAUCGCAAACGGACGAAGAAAAGCAGCGGGAUCGUCAGCGCUGUGAAAGAGAAGCGAAAAAAGAGGAACAAGACGCGCUAAAUUAUAAGAGAGACAAGGAGAGUCGUGAAGCGCGUUUGUUGGAUUUUGAGAUACGACGUCAGCAGGAACGUGAAAAGAAAAAAGAAGAUCAUAAACAUCAGCAUCACAUACAGCAGCAGCAACCGCAUCCAAGUGAGAAAAGUCCACCCACAACCUCGGGACAGGCACAGCAACAAUUAGCGCAGCAGCAACAACAGCAAGAGCAGGAGCAACAGCAACAACAGCAGCAACAGCAGCAACAACAACAGCCACCACAAGAACAUCAGCAACAAUUGGUAGCUAGUAGCAGUGCCCCAACACCCAUAAUACCAACACCACCAGAUCGUAGUCUACCGCCAGCUUUUCGCAGUCGCUCUAUAGAACGAGAAAUUCUCUACGAACGUAAACGACAGUUUUCCACAGUUGAAGCGCUUGAAUUAAAGAAGCCCUUAAGUACCACACCCUCACCACAGGCAAUAACUGGUUCAACAGUCGUCACACCCGUACCAACCCCAGCACUACCACCACCACCAGCCACACCCAUAACAUCAGCAGUUGUGGUGGCGGGCCCACCGGAGUUGCCACCUUGCGUGAUGACUCCACCGAAUCCGAAGAACAGUCCGUGA
Messenger RNA from Calliphora vicina (urban bluebottle blowfly), 1281 nucleotides. RefSeq names its product putative cyclin-dependent serine/threonine-protein kinase DDB_G0272797/DDB_G0274007. NCBI's taxonomy places the organism in Eukaryota, Metazoa, Arthropoda, Insecta, Diptera, Calliphoridae. The record is from RefSeq and is a predicted model, not a curated record. The transcript has 6 exons. Bases 334 to 1281 code for a protein of 315 amino acids.